AUGUCCAAAGCGUCACUGCCGAGCUCUUCGUGUGACUGCUGGCCGUUUGUGCUCAGCACCUGCCGACCUAUCGUGUCCGACAUCUAUCGAUUCAACCGCCUUCAUCUCCAUAAUCUGGCCAAGGGCUUUGAGGGGUACUCGGAAGAGGCCAAGACGGCGCUCCUGUCGUUCGAAUUUGAGGCGGUCGUCCAGGAGAAGCUCCCCCGCGCUCUGAUCAAUAUGGGCAUUGACCCCCACGACGUCCCAGUGUAUGUCGUCCGCUGGAUUCAUCACAUGCGACACCUGCCGCCCGUCUUGGUGAGGAAGGACGACACAUAG
Molecule: messenger RNA, 318 nt
Organism: Apiotrichum porosum
Lineage: Eukaryota; Fungi; Basidiomycota; Tremellomycetes; Trichosporonales; Trichosporonaceae
Exons: 3
Coding region: 1-318 (105 amino acids)
Source: RefSeq, a predicted model, not a curated record